AUGGAUCAGAAAACGAAUGUAUACAUUUGGGACAUGGAUGAAACUCUAAUCUUACUCAGAUCUUUACUGAGUGGGGCAUAUGCUGGGUCUUUUAAUGGUCUUAAGGAUGUGGAUAAUGGGGUGAAGAUUGGAAAACUUUGGGAGAACCAUAUUCUUCAAGUGUGCGACUUACAUUUUUUUUACAAUCAAAUUGAACAUUUCAAUCAACCAUAUCUUGAUGUCUUUAAUGAAUGUGAUGACGGCCUGGACCUCUCUGAUUAUGACUUCCAUAAAGAUGGUUUUGGUCAUCCGCUCGAUGCUCUUAACAAACGUAAACUGGCAUACCGCCACCGUGUUAUUGCUGAGAAGUAUCGUCAGGGUUUGCGAAAUAUUCUAAAUGAUGAUGCUUUAAAAUUGUGGGAUAGUCUCUAUGAUUUGUCUGACACUUACACUGAGAAGUGGUUUUCUUCAGCUAGGGCAUGCUUGGAGCAGUGUGCGGGACUCAAAAGAGAUACGAGUGUGAGCUCAAACAAUGCUAGAGAUGAAGAGUUUGAGCAUGUGAACAUUUUGGUUACAUCUGGGCCACUUGUACCAAGCUUGGUCAAAUGCCUAUUCUUUCGACUCGAUAGCAUGAUAACUUGCAAUAAUGUUUACAGCUCUCUGGAAGUGGGAAAGCUCCAGUGCUUCACGUGGAUUAAGGAUCGUUUCAAAGGGCCUCACGUUCAAUUCUGUGUUAUUGGAGAUGGCUGGGAAGAAUGUGCAGCUGCUGAGUCCAUGAAAUGGCCUUUUGUCCAAAUAGAUCUGAAUCCGAGCAGUAUCCAUCGAUUUCCGGGUCUCACGCCUGCGGAUUUAGGGCACUAUUUUUCCAUCGUGUACGGAGAGGAGGACGGUGAUGAAAAAACGGGACAUCAUGACAGUAUCGACUAA
Messenger RNA from Striga hermonthica, 906 nucleotides. The record is from the annotation of a GenBank genome assembly. Lineage: Eukaryota; Viridiplantae; Streptophyta; Magnoliopsida; Lamiales; Orobanchaceae.